Cannabis sativa is the source of this 2590-nucleotide messenger RNA. Its product is annotated as flocculation protein FLO11. The transcript has a single exon. Lineage: Eukaryota; Viridiplantae; Streptophyta; Magnoliopsida; Rosales; Cannabaceae. The record is from RefSeq and is a predicted model, not a curated record. Bases 1 to 2412 code for a protein of 803 amino acids.
AUGGGAGACCGAAGACAACCAUUCCGCUUUAGACUACCUUGGUUAGCCCCUCAACGCUCUACAGAGCAACAAACACAACGCUUGCGUCCCACGUUAGAUGCUGUUUCGAGAGCACCAACAACAUCUGAACCUGCUUCUCGACCAGCGUUUAGACCUGCUGGCAGGGUGCCCGCUCAGCCUGCUGCUUCCCAGCCUCAACCACCUCCCAAAGCUGAACCUCAAUCAUCAUCUCCAUCACCAUCUCGUGUAGUCACCGAGUCCUCAAAAGAAACACCAUCUCGCGCUAUCAUUGAUGAAUCUCCAAAAGAAACAUCUUCUGCCUCAACAAUCAAAUCUCAAACACAAACUGAGUCACCAAAACAAACACCAUCUGUCCCAACAACAGCUAAAGCUCAAACAUCAUCUCCUGCACCUGCAGCCACUAAGUCUCCAAAGGAAACACCAUCUCCUGUGGCCAAUGAAUCCCGAAAAGAAACACCAUCAUCAACAACAGACAAAAUCCAAACACCAUAUCGUCCCAACGAGUCUCCAAAAGAAAAAUCAUCUCGCCUAGUCAAUGAGUCCACAAAAACCACUUCCCAAUCAACUUCCAAACCACCAUCACCGUCAUCUCCUGCAGCCACUAAGUCUCCAAAGGGAACACCAUCUCCUGUGGCCAACGAACCCCGAAAAGAAACACCAUCAUCAACAACAGACAAAAGCCAAACACCAUAUCGUUCCAAUGAGUCCACAAAAACAACUUCCCAAUCAACUUCCAAACCACCAUCACCAUCAAGUGCAGCUACCAAGUCUUCUAAAGUAACACAACCUACCACAAAUGGUAAAAGCCAAUUGUUGUCAGCUAGUACAACUACAGCUGAGUCCCCAAAAGCCAUUUCCCAAUCUAUCAAACCUCAAUCAGUUGAGGAUUCGAAAGUUGCUUCCCAAUCAACUUCUUCACCAUCCCAUGUAGUAGCUAAAUCUCAACUUAGUUCCAAGCCCGAGUCACCACCUCAAGUAAGGACUCAAAGUAGCACAACGUCACCUCCACAACGAGACACCAAAUCAAAGGCAAAUGCUGCUUCUCCUUACCAAUCUCGUGCAGCUUCUCAGUUUCAACCAGAAUCGGGAAAGUCACCUCAAUCUCAAUCCCCAACAUCUCAGCAUGCCCGGAUAGCUAAUUUGGAAGUUUCUUCUCCAACUGGGAAAGCUACUCAGCAAAAACCAAAGGUUGGCUCUGUGUCUCAAUCUCCAUCUUCUCUUGAGAAAUCGCAAGGCAAAACUCAAGCUCAAUUGUCAGCUUAUGAGCAAGAACCAGAGAGAGAGAAAAUUACAUCAGAAACUAAAAAGGUAAAGACCCCUCAAGAUGUUCCAGUCCAAAGGGAGCAGAAAGAAGUUCCAAUGCCUAUGGCAACAACAAGGUCAGUACUUUCUAAGGAAGUUGUCGAGGUAGCUGCUGCCCCACCCCAGAAGUCAAAUUUGAAUCCCCUACCUGAAUUAGAGAAACCUGAACAACUAAAGAAAAUUGCUGAACAUCCCAGAGAAGGAAAGUCAGACAAGGCAGUUCAUGAAGAGCCAGUCCAGAAAACAAUCAAUGGGCAUGUUUCAGCACCAAUUUCUGAAAAGGACACCACCAAGGACGUACACAAUGUUCCAUCUGAAGCACCAAAAAGGCAACAAAAGCAAGAAACUUCUGAUAGAAAGGAGACUACAACAACCACUAGUUUUAUUGCAAACCAUACAAAAGCUGGCAAGUCAUCACAUCCAACAGAGUUUCGAAAGCCUGUUUCGACCACAGAGGAAGAAGAAGUUCCUCUACAGAAGGAGAUUAGAGAAGGCAUGUCUAAGCUUGUUCAAAAGCUCACAAGUGGAUCCCAAGUUGAUGAAAAGCCAGUCACUGUCAUUACCUUAACUGGUGAUAAUAGAGGAGCAACAAUGCACAUGAGCUCUGAACCAGCUAAAAAGGAAGCAUCAGUUCACAUUCAUCGGGGCUAUAAAUCUAACCCUGAUGACAGCCCUGAAACUGAAACUGCCACUGAUGGAGAAGCAAGCUCAAGAGGAGAGAGGCACACAGACCAAAUGAAAAGAGAAGCUCCUUCACCAAAAGCUUAUGUUAACAACAAUGUACAGAGUGUCAACAACUCCAUUGUCUUCAAUGCUUCAAUCGAAGAAAGAAAUCCAGGUGUUCAACUAACUUACUCUCAAAACAUUGCUGAGGAAGUCAGGUCGAUGGGUAAAUCAAGCUCCAUGCAAACCCGCAAGGCUGAAGUUACAAUAACCCCUUCUGAGAAGCUUACUCAUGAACCCAAUGUCAGACGACGAUGCCUCAGAGGUCUCUUCAUGGAACCAAGCGACUCAGAUGAUCCAGAAAAGCCUCGGCGCCAUGGUUGUCGCUACAAGUGUGGGGAGAAAAAUGUAGGGGAAGAGUUCUAAUCAUGUAUCCAACGAAGACUCAUCUGCUGAUCAUGUAAUCUAAGCUUCAUAUAAAAUAUGUCUGUAUAUAAUAAAAAUCUUACAAUAAGAUUGGUGAGUGCAUGAGACAUUAAUGCAAGACAAUUAAGAUGGUCUGGCUCUGCCUAUUAUACUAUGAGAAAAAAGGCUAUCCACUGCA